UCUGAACAUGACAAUCUGACUACCCUAGUCAUGUGCAACCGUAAGGCAUCACAAUUUAAAACCGCACCCAGUACCAAAAGGAAACCCAAAUCCGCCAUGGGAGAAAGCAUCGAACCAGCUUUCAUACAGGCUCUAGAGCACCGGCCAAACAACCAAGAAGACACUGCCCAACUACCUGAAACCAUACCCACCAUCGAUCUCUCCUUGCUGAAUUCCCCUGCUGAACCUUCGAGACUCGAGGGUCUGGUGAAGGAGAUCGGCAGAGUCUGCAAGGAGUGGGGAUUCUUUCAGGUAGUCAACCAUGGAGUGCCCUCCAAGGUGCGGCAGAGGAUGGAGAAGGCGGCGAAAGAGUUCUACGACCAUCCAUUGGAGGAGAAGAUGAAGGUGAAGAGAGAUGCAGAGAACCCAAUGGGGUACCAUGAUAGUGAACAUACCAAGAAUGUUAGGGAUUGGAAGGAAGUGUUCGACUUCUUCUCGAAGGAGCCAGCUGUUAUCCCGGCAUCUGAAGAUCCUGAUGAUCAAGAGCUCAGGACUGUUAACAAUCGCUGGCCUCAGUACCCUCCUGAAUUCAGAGAGGUGUGCAAAGAGUACAGUGCAGAAGUUGAGAAAUUGGCAUACACGGUGCUAGGGUUAGUGUCCUUGAGCUUAGGCUUGCCGGCUGAUCGGUUGAACAAAUACUUCACCCAUCAACUGAGCUUCACCAGGCUGAACCACUACCCUCCAUGCCCUGCCCCCGACCUUGCACUUGGCGUGGGCAGGCACAAAGAUGCAGGAGCCAUAACCGUCCUUGCUCAGGAUGAAGUUGGAGGGUUGGAAGUGAGGAGGAAAUCAGAUGGGAAAUGGUUCCCCAUAAAGCCAACUCCUGAUGCAUAUAUCAUCAACAUUGGCAAUUGUAUGCAGGUGUGGAGCAAUGAUGAGCUGUGGAGCGCUGAGCACAGGGUGGUGGUGAACUCUGAGGAGGAGAGGUUUUCAAUGCCUUUCUUCUUCUUCCCUUCUCAUUAUGUGGGGAUUAAGCCACUGGAAGAGCUUGUGAACAACCACAACUCCCCCAACUAUAAGGAGUAUAACUGGGGGAAGUUCUUUGCUAGCAGAAACCGCAGUGAUUACAGUAAGCGACAAAUCGAAAACAUCCAAAUUGAUCAGUUCAAGCUAUCAAAUUGACCCUGUUGGUGUUCCUAGCUUCAAGUAUGAAUAAAUAGGAACUGAUGUUUUUACUAUUUUGACUUCUACCCUAUUGUUCUAGUGGUAGUAAAUAUCAUAAAACCUUAAACCUCUAAUGAGUAACGAUGCAAAGCAUUAAAAGAGAGCUUCCAUUCCCUUUGCUUCUCAGUCUAAACUUUAAUUCCUUCUUCUACCUCUGUUUCGACGGGAUGAGACCACUGUAGUCCACCCAUCAACCUCCGGUUGAGUAACGGGUGAAUCCACCGCCAUCAUAUUUGACUCGCCACCAGUAAUCAUCUUAUCUCCAUCCUCACUUCCAGAAGAGUCAUCAUCAUCAUCAUCAAUCACAGU
Linum tenue is the source of this 1512-nucleotide messenger RNA. Lineage: Eukaryota; Viridiplantae; Streptophyta; Magnoliopsida; Malpighiales; Linaceae. The record is from the annotation of a GenBank genome assembly.